UAUCUUUGUUUUGGUAUUUUUGUUUAGUUGUUAACGCUGGUCCUUUGACUAUCAUACACAGUUUUGAGAGUUGUUCUUUGAGCCACUUGCUCAAAUGUCUAUAUUAUUGUAUCUUGAAACUUUGUCAUACUCGAUUUUAUUCUUGAUAGCCAACGCUCCAUAACUUCUGUUAUGAAUUUCUACAGACAAAACCUGUUUUACUGGGUUAGCCUUCCCAAGAUUUGCUUCCAACUUGACUCUUACUUUUAUGAUUUCUUAAGCUAUUUUGUAGUGACAGUAGUUACCAGUUUUUCCAUCCAGACGUCUAGUGUAAAAAGAAAGGAUUGUUGAUACUUUUGGGAAAGAGCCUAUAUGUUUAGUCAAAAUAUGGCGAGAGUGGCUUCUGUGAGUAUUUGCAUUGCAGAUUAGAGCUUCGGUUUUAUGUCAGAUUCUUUGAGAUUUGUCUUAAUAGCUAGUUAAAUUUGCAAAACCAUAGAAUGGAUUAGUGUAGCAUAAUGCAGGAAGAAAAGCUGCCUCAAUUUCCAAAUAACUGAUUAAAUUCUUCCAACAGUAAGUAUUUUAUACUUCUGUUUAGUGCAACUAAUAACACAGAAUCUAAUGAUUAAAUUAAAGGAACCUGAUGAUUAAGUAGGAAGAAAAUUCUCUUAACAAGGGCAGAACACAUGGGAAGAGCUUAAUCUUGAGGAGUGCUGAUUAAACACCAUAGAAGCACAGGAAGAAAAACACCCACAGCAAAUCCAGCCCACUGUAAAUGCAAGCUUUAACUGUCUCUUGAGACCAUCGCUUCAUUCAUAGGCUGUGUGACCAUGCCUCUUCACUGCUUGGAUUGGUAGGCUUCAAAAUACUUGUUUCAUAGCAAGAAAAGAAAUUUAGUAAAGAUAGUGGCAGAAGAAUAACAUUUGGAAUAAUGGCAACAGGAGACCUAAAUGGAAGUUUAAGAAAAAUAGAACAAGGACUUCGCUUGUUAAAUUAUCCAAGGGAUGUGGAUUAUACAGUGUUAAUAAAGGGUGAUCCAGCUGCAUUUUUACCUAUCAUCAGCUAUUGUUUUACAUCUUUUUCAACGUGCAUAGCAGAGCUUUUGGUAAAGUGUGAUGUGGAACUGACAGCCAAGAGUGACUUGCGUUUUAUUGAAGCCAUUUAUAAGUUCCUUCGUGAUCAAUUUCAGUAUAAACCAAUUUUAACAAAAGAGCAGUUUCUUCAGUUUGGCUUUGCGGAAAGGAAAAUGCAAAUCGUUUGUGACAUUAUCAAUUGUGUGGUGAAGAAACAUAAGGAGUUGAGUAACUCUAGUAAGGUUAAAUCCCAAACGAGGAAAAAAAUCAGACCUUUUAAAUUUGAAGUAUGGCCAAAUUGUGAUAAAGGUCUUGCUGAUCCUAGUGGCAGUGCUCUGAAUUCCAAACAGAAGCCUCAAAAGAAGCCUCUGGUUGAACGGCACUCAGGAAAUGAAGUUAGUGGUGACCUUCAUCCACUACCCCUUCCAGCACAGGGAGAGAAUGAGGAAGAAUUGUGCCUAGAUAAUGAUAUUGUGGAAGUUAAAUGUGAACAAGUCAUAGAAGAAAAUUCACAAAUUGAAUUUUUAAAGAAUCAGCUUGCAGAUUUCCAGGAAAAGCUUCAUAAGCUAGAUUGGAUGGAAGAUAAGCUACAAGUUUUAGAAGAGAAACUGCAAGGAAAGGUGAUCAUAGAUGAGAAGGACUGGAAUAACUUACUGAAUCGAGUUUUGCUUCUUGAAACAGGACUGUUGUUACAAUCCAAAAAGAGAGACUUAUCUAAAGAGUCCAGCAGUAUAAAUCAGGAAAGUGCUUCUAGUAGCAUUCCAGUUUCUCUUGAUACAGAGAGGAAUGAAGAGAUGCCAGAAAGUCAUCUUCAGUCGUCUGGAUGCAGUUCUCUGUUAUCCACAGACCAAUCUCCCAAAGACAUGACCAUUAAUUCUCAUGAUCUGACAGACAUUUCAAAGGAGACAAUAAGACAAAGAAUGGAAAAGAUAAGUAAAAUAAUUGAAGAAACCUUCAACUUGUUCAAAACACCAAGCCCACCUCUGGGAGUACCUGAAAGCAAAAGUCUUCAGACCUGGUCUCUGCAGACUUACGGAUAUCAGAAAUAAUAUGUAUGUUUGUACAGCAUUAAAUUUUUAAUAUAUCGAAUUUGUAAUGAUCACCAGUGCUUUUAUGGCUUUGAAUAAAUAUUUUACUCAUAUAUCUGUGUAUUGAUUUCCCUCCUCAGGACCACAAUUUUUGGUUUUAAAGACUGUUCAAACAGCUUCUUCCCCCCUUGUUGCACUUUUGUAAAUUGAAGUCAUUACAGCAGUGUAUUCUUGUGUUGACAUUUGUUAGCAGUGUGCUAAGUAAUAUGUUUUUUAAAGUGUGGGCUUGAGGACCGUGGUUUACAUCCUGUUGGAAACAUUCCAGCUGGAACUUGAGUAUUACACCCAAGAGGCAUUCUUACAUACCAUCUUACCAUCUGUACUGUUGAAUAAGUCUCAAUAAAAAAACUUACAUACACAGUUACAAAUA
Cyanistes caeruleus (blue tit) is the source of this 2507-nucleotide messenger RNA. NCBI's taxonomy places the organism in Eukaryota, Metazoa, Chordata, Aves, Passeriformes, Paridae. The record is from RefSeq and is a predicted model, not a curated record.